Molecule: messenger RNA, 693 nt
Organism: Symbiodinium pilosum
Lineage: Eukaryota; Dinophyceae; Suessiales; Symbiodiniaceae
Source: the annotation of a GenBank genome assembly
AUGGCACGCGUUGGAGGAUGCCUUUGCGUGCUGCUACCGUUAUUGGUGAGCUCGUCUCAUCACAUGGGCCAUUUGCAGCACCAGACUCAUGGUUCACACAAGCGACAUCACCACCAACACAAGGACCAACAGUCCCAAAUUGAGCAUUUGCGAAAGACCAUUGUGAAGGAUGAAAUUGCAAAAACAAAGUUUGAGCUCCAAGAAACUCGGGAUCACGAAGCCGUGCGAGUGAUGGAAGCAGAAGCUGGACGAGUCGGACGGGAUUAUGGGAUGCUAUUGGCAUGGCAAAGGCAUGCACACAAAGCAAAGCCUGACGCUGUUUCGGCAAAAGAUGCUGACAAGGCCGCCGAAGCCAACCUGGGCGAACUCAAGAUGCAGAUGAAACAGCUCCAAGACGGCCUGGAGUAUGCGAAGACGUAUGUCAGCGAUGCGGAGGCAGCAAUGGAGAACCUUAAAGCGAAGAUUGCCAAUUCUUCAUUGCCAGAGGAGAUCAAGGAGGCCAAGUACAAAUAUGAAGAACUCCAGAAGCAUGCAACGAAGGCAACGACGAAGGAGAACGCUGCAUGGAAAACCACCAUGAAGCGAGAGGUUCAGCUCGGGGAAGCCAAGGAGCAGUACAACAAAGAUUUGAAGCAGUUGGCAGCAGAAGAAACGCAAGUGCGCGGUGCGGCCAACAAGGUGCGGCGAUGUUGA